AGAUUCUUUGAGUAUAUAUUGCUCUACAAAGAUGCAGUGAUGUUUCAGAUUGAACAAGUUACAAAGCUUUGCUCAAAGAUUGCUCUGACAGAGCCAUGGGAUCCAUAUGAUAUUCCUGCCAAUUCAACUUACGAAGAUCAAUACUACAUUGGGGGACCUGGAGACAAAAUUAUGGUACAGGAAUGGUCUGACAGAAAACCAGCCAGGAAGUUGGAAUCCUGGGUCGGUGUUUACACAGUCAAAGACUGUUACCCAGUACAGGAAACCUAUACAAAGAACUACAGCGUGACAACCUCCACUCGCUUUUUUGAUCUACAGCUGGGCAUUGCCGACCCCUCAGUGUUUACCCCACCCAGCACCUGCCAGACAGCCCAGCUGAGGAGGAUGAAAGAUGAAUGCUGAUUAUGGACACUGGCUACCCCAGGCAAACAAAUAUUAUCGAAGAGGAUGGUUAUUUAUAGUCAGCUGCUGACGUCUAACCUGAUUUUUCAAGCUUAUUGUUGCUCUUUUGGGAAUUGUAAGUUUUCACUUGAAGAGGAACAUAAACAUUUAACUGAGUAAAAUAUGUAACACAAAAGAUAUCUUUCAUCACAUUAAGCUGUUCAGUGAUGCACUUGCAGUUUUAUAUAGUUAACACUAAGACAAUAUUUAUAGAUAUUAUUUAUUUAAGCUGUGGAUGAUUUUCCUUUUACAAAGGUUUCAUUAUUUUUCAAGAAGAUAAAGCAUAAGCAGACUGCAAUAAUGGUAACAUCUAGAAGGAAAAGCUAGAUUCUGUUGUUGUUACUUCUGGGAACUUGAGGGAAGGGGAAAUAUGUCCUGGGUAAGGCUUCAUCCCUCACUGAAAAAUACCCCAUUUUAAAAAAUGUACAUCAAAACUGUGGGAAUUCAUUCUCUUGCUUUUGUUUUGCUUUGUGUUUGUUUCUUUCUGCCCUUCAGGAAGCUGGUAGUCUAAUGUUUGAGAUGAUUUUUUUCUUUCUGAAAAGAAACUGGAGUAGCUCUAUUCAUGUAAUGCUAGCUGGCAUACAAAAAAUACUUUUCUGUUUCUUGGGAGAAUGGCGUGAAAGGAAGGGGAGGAGGGAGAGGUAAACCCCCCAAAAAGUAAGCCAAAUUUUUCUUGCAUUUACUACACUUUUGGUGGGUGUGAUGAGACAUUUUUCAGUCAUAUUUUACUUUAGCACCCACUUUUCAAGGCAAUACUAGUUUUAACCUAUGCAAAGAGAUUAAGAGGUACUGCACUCUAAGUGGCUUUAGUAUUUUGUAACUAUUUUCAAAAGUCUUUACUCAAAGAGUAUGGAAACACCUUUAUAAUUCCAGGUAGAAAUGAAAAAAAUCCGUUCUGAGUGGGUAACUAGUAAAGGCUAAAAUCAGCAUUCACACAGUGCCUGGUGAUCUGGAUGGAGUGAAAGACAGAGCUGUGUGACCAGUGUGGGGAGGUGGGAGGAGGAAUGGGAAGGAGAGGUUUUAGACAUCCUCUGGGCGAUGUGACUGCAAGGUACUGCAGUCUGAGAAUUUACAGUCUCACUUUCUUUUGCACCCACCUUAUUGGUGCCUGCCUUAUUUGCUGUUCCGUCAUCAUCUCAAACCAUCAUCUCCACAUACUUUUCUGGUGGGCAGAGUGAAAGUUUCCUUAAAUAAAUAAAUAUAUUUAAUAAAUAACCAAAAAAGCGCAAGAAGCGCACAUAUUUUGCUUUAGAAAAUUCAAACCAAAUCUUCAUGCACCUUCAGGCCCUCAGAAGUGUGGAAUGAUGAUGGGUUUUGCACUUUUACCAAAUGAAAUGAAUUGGCUUGUUCCGUAAGCUUAGGCAUGCAUUUUAUUUAUUAUUUGCAAGUACAUUUAAAGCCAGAUUCAUGUCCUCUUGCAUGUGUUGGGUAGUUGUUUUCUCCAGAAGUUGUAUGACUGAAAACAGUGCAACACUGGGAAGUUUAGUGUCUCUGAAGGAGAGAUGCUGGGCAGGCCUUUAGUGCUUUUUAUGCUCAUAGCUUUUUGUACGUAAGCAAGUGGUACAGCAGUUAUUUUGCUUUCACAGUUGUGGUCAGAACAGCAUUCUACUUUGCCUUGUGCCUAAUGAAAGCAUAUACACAUACCUACUAAAAUUUAGGUGGUUCUUUAAAAAUUUUUUCUCGGACAUGACUAUUACACUGAAACAUGCUAGUGGAAAGAAGGAUUUGGUUUUGUUAAAUUUAGAGUUCAUUUAGCCUGUACUCGCCUUCUGUAUUUUUUGUGACAACCUAAAUGCUAACUACAUACUGUUCUCAUUAGGGUAAUUAUUAACAUGCAUUUCUUAAUAUCUGUGUCUUGUUAGAAUCUGGAAAAUAUAAUAAAUCUGGCUAACAAACAUGAA
Athene cunicularia (burrowing owl) is the source of this 2342-nucleotide messenger RNA. It is a transcript of the gene EPDR1, whose product is annotated as ependymin related 1. NCBI's taxonomy places the organism in Eukaryota, Metazoa, Chordata, Aves, Strigiformes, Strigidae. Gene Ontology annotation, molecular function: calcium ion binding. The transcript has 2 exons. Gene Ontology annotation, cellular component: extracellular region; lysosome. The annotation marks the transcript as partial. The record is from RefSeq and is a predicted model, not a curated record. Gene Ontology annotation, biological process: cell-matrix adhesion.